Pogona vitticeps (central bearded dragon) is the source of this 374-nucleotide messenger RNA. The record is from RefSeq and is a predicted model, not a curated record. NCBI's taxonomy places the organism in Eukaryota, Metazoa, Chordata, Lepidosauria, Squamata, Agamidae.
UAUCUGCUGAGUCCACUUUAUGCAGCCCUGAAGACUGAAGCAUCAGAAGUUAUCCAAGAGUUUCAGCGUAGCAAUCAUCCACAGACUUCUGAUACUGAUGGGGGGAGCAGCAGUAGUGAUGAAGUUCCAGAGAAAAGGCUACGUCUAUCCUUAAGGCAAGCCAAGAAGUUGUCAGCAUCAGCAAACCUCGCUCCUGUCAAUAUGAAAACAAAGAGUAGUGUGUGGAAUGCUGUAAGCCAGAAAGCAGAAUCUCUGUUGCUGUUCCUGGAACAAGACAAUCUCCCAGUUGACAUUCUGGAAGCCAUGGAGGGCAUUGCUUUGAUACUUCGACUGGCUGCUCUUUGCACAGUGCACUGCACACAAGAUUUGAACAG